This is a messenger RNA of Oryza sativa Japonica Group (Japanese rice), 1275 nucleotides long. Its product is annotated as novel plant SNARE 13. The record is from RefSeq and is a predicted model, not a curated record. Gene Ontology annotation, cellular component: SNARE complex; endoplasmic reticulum membrane; late endosome membrane. NCBI's taxonomy places the organism in Eukaryota, Viridiplantae, Streptophyta, Magnoliopsida, Poales, Poaceae. Gene Ontology annotation, biological process: retrograde vesicle-mediated transport, Golgi to endoplasmic reticulum; vesicle fusion. Gene Ontology annotation, molecular function: SNARE binding; SNAP receptor activity.
CUACCCGCACCCGCACCCGCACCAACCCAUCUCCUUCUCCUCCUAACUCAACUCGACUCCAACCGCCGCUCACCGGAAUGCGGCGGUGACGAGACGACCAACCACCUCCUGCGACUGCUCGGAUCUCGCGACGCGGCGGCGGCGGCGAGAUACGGAGAUCCGGCAGCUUGAGGCAAGAGAGAGAGAAAGCCAUGGCGAGCGACGUGCCCAUGAGCCCCGAGCUGGAGCAGGUGGACGGCGAGAUCCAGGACAUCUUCCGCGCGCUCCAGAAUGGGUUCCAGAAGAUGGACAAGAUCAAGGACUCCAACAGGCAGUCCAAGCAGCUGGAAGAUCUCACCGGGAAGAUGAGGGAGUGCAAGCGCUUAAUCAAAGAAUUUGAUCGUAUUCUCAAAGAGGAUGAGAAAAAGAACUCGGCUGAUGUCAACAAGCAGCUAAAUGAUAAGAAGCAGCUGAUGAUCAAAGAAUUGAAUUCCUAUGUCACAUUGAGGAAAACGUACCAAAGCAGCCUGGGUAAUAAGAGGAUUGAACUAUUUGAUACUGGUAAUGAUCAGGUGGCCGAGGACAACACUGUUCAAAUGGCAUCAGAAAUGUCAAAUCAACAACUCAUGGAUGCCGGAAGGAAACAGAUGGACCAAACAGAUCAAGUUAUUGAGCGUUCGAAAAAGGUUGUUGCACAAACCGUUGAAGUUGGAUCUCAAACUGCUGCAGCUCUAUCACAACAAACAGAACAAAUGAAGAGAAUUGGCAAUGAGCUAGACUCGGUUCACUUUUCACUGAAGAAGGCUAGCCAAAUGGUGAAAGAGAUUGGUCGCCAGGUUGCAACUGACAAAUGCAUCAUGGCAUUCCUAUUUCUGAUAGUCUGUGGUGUGAUUGCAAUCAUUGUUGUUAAGAUUGUCAACCCUCACAACAAGAACAUCAGAGACAUCCCAGGACUGGCACCACCUGCGCAGAACAGGAAGCUCUUGUCCAUAGAAUCUUUCGGAAGCCUCUGAGCAUUGCGAGUGGGAGGCAACCGAGAUGUUUGGGAGAAGAUACUAUGCACGUCGUGACAAUUCUUUUGCGCUUGUAUAUCAUCUCAUGUCGUUAUUCCCUUCCACUGAUCUAUUCUUUUCUUGCUGUAAUUGGUCAUUAGUGUUGGAUUUACGUUUGAUGGUUGCAGUGCGGCUUCCUGUUGGCUUUAUGAAUGUGUGUAUAUGUGGUAGUGAUGAGGAUACAAAGAUAUUUGUUGUUCUUUUUAUUCUGCAAGUAAUCACGUGAAGGCUUCAGUUUGCAGUU